GCAGUAACACUUUAGAUCAAUAAAAAACAAGAAGAAAAAGAUGGCUCAGAACGAUACAGUGAAGCUGAUAGGUUGUUGGUCAAGCCCUUAUGCCCUUAGGGCUCGAGUGGCUCUACACUUGAAAUCUGUCAAGUAUGAGUACUUGGACGAACCUGAUGUUCUCAAUUCAAAGAGCGAACUCCUUCUCAAGUCCAAUCCCAUCUUCAAGAAAGUCCCUGUUCUUAUCCAUGGAGAUGUUUCCAUCUGUGAGUCACUCAACAUCAUUCAGUACGUCGAUGAAGCUUGGUCCUCCGAUAUUCCCAUCCUUCCUUCUCAUCCUUACGAUCGUGCCAACGCUCGGUUCUGGGCUCUUUUCGUCGACGACAAGAUAUUUGCAGCGUUGGAUGCUGUGGGCGGAGCAAAAGACGACCAAGGCAGGAUGGCGGCGGCGGGAAAGCUGAUGGAGUGUUUGGCGACACUUGAAGAGGCGUUUCAGAAGAGCAGCAAAGGAUUAAGUUUCUUCGGAGGAGAAAACAUCGGUUUCCUUGACAUUGCUUGUGGGACCAUUUUGGGUCCAGUCUCUGUGAUCGAGGCAUUCUCCGGCGUCAAGUUUCUCCGGCAAGAGACUACACCUGGGCUUAUCCAGUGGGCCGAGAAGUUUAGGGCCCAUGAAGCUGUUAAGCCUUACAUGCCUACCGUGGAAGAGUUCAUUGCAUUCGCAAAGAAGAAGUUUAAUGUUGAGUGAUAUGCUUUGCUUCCUAUAAGCAAUGCGUGGAAUAUGAAAUAAUACUGAAUCAUGCAUGUUUGUCGUCUUUGAGAUUUUUUUUUCUUUUUUGAGCCUGUAUUUGCCAAAACUUAAAUAAAAUCAUAUGCCACUUGGGCAUUUCUUCUUCUU
Eutrema salsugineum is the source of this 874-nucleotide messenger RNA. RefSeq names its product glutathione S-transferase U13. The transcript is spliced from 2 exons. NCBI's taxonomy places the organism in Eukaryota, Viridiplantae, Streptophyta, Magnoliopsida, Brassicales, Brassicaceae. Gene Ontology annotation, biological process: glutathione metabolic process. The coding region runs from base 41 to 724 and encodes 227 amino acids. Gene Ontology annotation, molecular function: glutathione transferase activity. The record is from RefSeq and is a predicted model, not a curated record. Gene Ontology annotation, cellular component: cytoplasm.